Nerophis ophidion (straightnose pipefish) is the source of this 2865-nucleotide messenger RNA. It is a transcript of the gene sypl2a, whose product is annotated as synaptophysin-like 2a. The transcript has 6 exons. The record is from RefSeq and is a predicted model, not a curated record. Lineage: Eukaryota; Metazoa; Chordata; Actinopteri; Syngnathiformes; Syngnathidae. Gene Ontology annotation, cellular component: synaptic vesicle membrane; synaptic vesicle. The coding region runs from base 166 to 873 and encodes 235 amino acids.
GUGUUUCAGUAUCCGGCUGCUGACAGCUGUUGCAGUAGUUUCAGUUGUCAACUGGCUUCAGUGUCUCUCGCAGUAAUCUCCUGUCAGUCUUUGAAAGCAGUUAUUAUUGAAACUAUCAUUAUUAGUUUAUAUUUGACCACUGCGACGUAGCAACUUUUGAUCUCAAUGGACACUGUACAGACUGUGGUGUCUGGAUUUUCUCUGGACCUGGGACCACUGAAAGAACCACUUGGAUUCAUUCGUGUGCUAGAAUGGGUUUUUGCCAUUUUUGCCUUUGCCACCACUGGAGGUUACUCGGGGACAAGUAACUUCACAGUCAAGUGUUCUGGAUCUGAGGACACCAUCGCGGUGUUGCCUGGUUUUGGAUACCCAUUCAGGUUGUCUGAUCACCCUUACAAGAUGCCGUCAUGUGACGGCAGUCCUUCAAAUCAGACCUACCUACAGGGCAACUUCUCUUCCUCUGCAGAGUUCUUUGUUUGUGUGGGCGUGUUUGGCUUCCUGUAUUGCACUGCCACACUCAUUCUGUACUUGGGCUACCAGAAUGUCUAUCGCCAGACCACUCGCGGCCCUAUCAUAGAUUUGGUGCUGACCGCUGCCUUCGCCUUCCUGUGGCUUGUGUCCUCUUCAGCCUGGGGCAAAGGCCUGACUGAUGUCAAAUGGGCCACCAACCCUCAACACCUUGUGGAGAAUUGUACAUUCUGCCAGCCUGGAGAGUUUCCCUCCAUGGGUCGCCUCAAUGCCUCAGUGAUUUUUGGCUUUUUAAAUGUGAUCCUUUGGGCAGGUAACUGUUGGUUCAUCUACAAGGAGACUUCGUUCCACAAAGACCCCAACCCGCCUGCCACCGUGGAGGAAGGAGGGGCCCCGGGACCCUAAGCAUCUCUCAAGCAUGUCUGUAGUAAUAGUAAUAUUGUUAUUAUUAUUAUUAACAUGUCACUGUACACAAAGCAGAAAUACUCUGCCCAACACUGGUUCUACAAAAAGAAGUUCUCAUUUGGCUACACAGCUUUUUUUAUUCUUACUAACGAGGCCUGUUUUUCAUUAUGACUUUCUUUCAUCAUGCUGCAACUUUGUUGUUAAAAGACAAAGCUAAAAAGAAAUAUUACCUAGGAGUUCUAUGUAAAAAUUCAACCUGCCCGUUCGCUUCCACAGAAGGACUGUAGUUUCUCUUAAGGACAAAAGAUCAAGUUGAUCUCUCAGCUUUUUGUUUAUUUACAACAAUAUCGACCUUUUUCAGCUGUGGUAUGAAUGGAGAGAAAAUUAUGUCUCCAUAUGCAACCAAAAAUGGGUCAUCAACAAAAAAUAUUAGCAAACAAAAAAAAAUGCUUUUAUUUUAACAAAAAUGUUUUGGUUGCAAAUCCUUUUUUUUGUUACAACUCAACUUUAAUCUUGUGAGCGGGGCCUUUUCUGUACAAUACUAUGUUAGAAUCCUUUAUAUAGGUCAGCAUCGCUCACCCCUAACCUUCCGUAUUUUCAAGCAAUGGUUUAAUGAGGCCUUAGUGAGUGUGUGGCACACUCACUGGCUGUAUUGACACUGUAUUGGUGUUUCCUAAUAGCUCCACCUGCCAUCUUCUCAAGCAUUAUGUAUGACCUGCAAAUAAAAUUAUUGGUUAGCAAAAAUAAUUUCUUCCUUUUUUUUUAUAUACAAAUGAAUAGCUGUGCAACUCUGGUUAAUGAGCCAAAUGGUAGCACUAAAAAGGAAUAUUUACCUUAUUUGGUGCUAAAGAUCAUUAUGAUCCCACACUUGGGAAUUAUUAUUUUUUCUUAGUCCAAUUUACAUUACUAAUGGUGACAAAAACCGAUGACAAACGUGCCACUCCUCUGACUUUGUUCAGUGCGAUCUGUUACUUGUGAGCCGAUAGAAGCGUUUUCAAACAAAAACAGCACACACACAGCAGCUGUAUCGGUGACAUGUUUUUUUCCAUAAAGUGACGCAAACAUCGAAAGAAACAGUAUCAGUCCUUGUGUUUCCUAAUAUAUCAAUGCUUUAGUACCGUUUGACACAUCAAUUGUAUUUUACCUCCAAACGUGAUGAGGGCGGAAGUAGUGAGCAGUCCCGCCAUCAUACCAGACUGACAAAGAGCCUUCUAACAUAUUGUUGCAAGGAGGCCCCAACCACAAGAUUGAGGUUAUAUUGUUUCCAUGAUUUUUGUUUGCCAAUGUUUUUUUUGUUUGUGUGCAUAAAACACAUUUCUCUCUAUAGGUAUAAGACUGAUAUGCAUGUUUUCCUAAUUUCAGUAAAAAAGGAAUAUCAUGCAAAUCAUAAAAUAUAUGUGCUAAAAAUUUGCAAAUAACCUAACCAAUUCCUCCAUAUGUACUCAUUGACAUAAAUAUUUGCAAUUAACGUAGGUAUUUCCUCGUCUAAAGCAGGUAAGCAAAGAGAAAGACUACUGUGCUAAAAGAAAGCUAUUUACUGCGUGCUAGCAUGUAAUCUGCAUGAUGACUACUUCACCUGCCUGCUACCAAUAUGGAACAUGUUUUGUUUACAGACAAAAUAACUACUGACUUCUGGAUUUAAUAUAUUAGCAGCUAAUCAACACUCACACUGACACAAGACUAUGAUUAUUUUUAUAUCUUUAUUUUGCAAGCGAAUGUACAUGUUUGUCCUUCAAGUUGUAAUAUGAAUUGGUGAGGUUGUUCCCGCUUGUGUAUUUAUAUGCAGCUUGAUCAGGAACAAAGCCUGCUGACUUUUGUCCAACCAAUUCUUAGUUUUUUAACAAAAGUUUUAUGUUUAGUUUGCUCGACAGCAAUAUUCAAUGUUUGUUUCCCAUAUAUCAUAUUCUUAAUGCUAAUGGUAAUUGGAAAAAGUAAGGAAGUGUUUGAUGUGUACUAUUGACAAACUGCUCACAAGUAAAAUGUGUUACUUCA